CAUCGAGUCCGCUGCUGUUCCAAUUUCAGGUACGUACUCGCGUGCUCGCAAGUCUGUGCUUGAAGUACGGACUUGCCAGUACGUGGCAAGUCCGAACCUCCCGGAAACUCCGACCGUUUUGAAAGCGUCAUAAGCGGUACCCGCCACGGAAUCUACGUCAAGGAUUCCGUGACGUCAAAUUGAAAGUGAAAGUAUGGUCAUGGCCGGACAAGACUUUGGAGCAGAAGGCAAGGCAGCAGUAAAUAGGUUAACUACUACCGUCAGAGAAUGGGGGAAGAGAUCGAAGGAAUGGGCCGAGUCUAGUCUGAAAUCAGUUAUCCCCAAAGUUGAUAGCCGACAAGCCUACCAUAAAUAUAGAUUCACCACGGUGAAUGGAUUAAAUCUGAAUACUGACAAUGAUUUGGUUGAAAAACUGAAGGCCAAGGGUCAUACUCAGGUGAAGUCGUCUGACCCAUGUGACUACAUCCUGGCCUUCUGUCCUAUUAGCACACGGCCUGGGAUUAAUAUCCAGGAGACUAUGGAGAUGUGUACAGGCACUCUGUCACUCUGUCUAUGGCUUCAGUGCUACCUUACCAAUUUGAGCCUGAGUUGGACCCCGAAAGCGAUAAUGGAGCAGACGACGCUAAUGACGAGGGCGAUUUUAGUCGUAGAAUGGACCAGAACAUUUCACAGUGGUAAGUUUUUGUUUAUGCUAUUAUACACACACGCGAUUGAUCAUGUCUUUAGUGUAGCUUUUCAGACUAAGCUUGCGGCUAGUAGACUACUCGUACUCUUCCAAGGAUCCGUAACAAGCUUGUUAUGUCCCGACAUGGCAUAUUGUUGACUACUUUUGUCCAUCAAAAUACACCGUUAUAACUUAUAACAUCUCUACUACCUAGGUGCAACUGUGAGAAUUGUGCCACUAUGCCCAACAAAGUGAAGAAAGUCUGCUGUAGAGUAAUCCCAAAGGUAAAACUGAUGAGCUUUAGGCUAAGCUACAGUUUGUGGAGAACGAUGUCAUGUAAUCUAUCUAUCAUCUUCGGAGGAUGUAUAUAUAUAUAUAUAUACAGGGCCGGCCCGAGGCAUAAGCGAUACAAGUGGGCGCUUGGGGCCUCCUGACCGCCAGGGGACCCCCUAUCGGAAAAAUAAUAAUAAUAAUAAUAUUAAAUAACUUCAACAAGUGAUCUGAUUGAUCUGCAGAUCUGAUUAUUAUACUGAUACUUUAAAAAAAAAUACAAAUGCUGUUGUAUUUAAUUAUUUUACAAUUUAACUUCAGUAAACCACACUUGAUGCUUCACUUUGAAUAUGAAAGUUUAAAAUAAAUCUGUGAUCUAAGUGCCCUUGUAACGGUGCGGCGGCCCGUUACAAGGCAAUGGAUAAAAACAGGACUGACACCGGGAUUUACAAGUACCCUUUUAUUUAAACACACACAGAUCAUUCCAACACACGUUCAUGACGCCACCUGCAACACACAAAAAACAUGCGUUAUGAGGAAGCCGGUCAGGGGACACGGUACAAACACGGAUUGCGCUGGCUUCCGGGUGUCGGGGGCUGCGGGAGGACCCGACGUGAAGUCCGGAAGAACAUUUGUGCGUUGUGGGGGUGACGUCAGACGGGCGAGACCAAGUGUGUGGGAGGAGAAGGGUGUGUUGGGGUACUCUGGGAAUAUUUAAGGUGUCAGGGAAGUAGAGGUUAUGGUUGGGUUUUAGACGAAUAGGUCUGGAGUAAGGUGGGUAACUAGGGGUGGGGAUAGGUAAAUUGGAAAUGUGUAGGGGAGGGUUAAUUGAAUUAAGAGGGGUAUGGGUUAGGCCAGGGAGGAUAUAUUCAGGUCCAAAUCAUGUAGGUGGGGCAGAAGGGUCUGAGGUGAGCGGGUGAAAACACCUGGCUCUUAGAUCAGCCAAGGGCUUUAUUAGUGCCGAGGGGAGGACUGUUGUUUUUUUGAUUAUUGAUAGUUUCAAUUAGUGAUAGUUAUUUAGAAUUAUUGAUUUGUUUUUUUUUGUGUUUAUUCAUUAUUCUUUUUUUUUUUGCCUCCGGAUGGACAUUCUUGUACCAGAAUAAAUUCAGGCCAACGGCCUUGCUAACAUCUUUCA
Gadus morhua (Atlantic cod) is the source of this 2069-nucleotide messenger RNA. RefSeq lists its product as uncharacterized. NCBI's taxonomy places the organism in Eukaryota, Metazoa, Chordata, Actinopteri, Gadiformes, Gadidae. The transcript has 5 exons. The coding region runs from base 194 to 823 and encodes 209 amino acids. The record is from RefSeq and is a predicted model, not a curated record.